AUGCACGGGAAUCGUCAGGAGGCAGCUGGUGGAUUACCAUGGGUUGCCGAUGGAUGGGGGCGGGCGCGGAACCUCGCCGCUGGUGAGAGCCUUGGGGGGAGGGCAUGUGGAGACGUUCAAGUGGUUGCUGGAGGCGGGGCCGCAGGUGCCGAGCGUGUGGGAGGACUAGAGCGUGCGGGCGGCGGAGAUGCAGGCGGCGUUGUUGGUGGAGUAUCGUUACGGGUUUGGAAAUAG
Molecule: messenger RNA, 234 nt
Organism: Morchella sextelata
Lineage: Eukaryota; Fungi; Ascomycota; Pezizomycetes; Pezizales; Morchellaceae
Exons: 1
Coding region: 1-234 (77 amino acids)
Source: RefSeq, a predicted model, not a curated record